Musa acuminata AAA Group (dessert banana) is the source of this 1008-nucleotide messenger RNA. RefSeq lists its product as uncharacterized. The coding region runs from base 1 to 1008 and encodes 335 amino acids. The record is from RefSeq and is a predicted model, not a curated record. NCBI's taxonomy places the organism in Eukaryota, Viridiplantae, Streptophyta, Magnoliopsida, Zingiberales, Musaceae. The transcript has 2 exons.
AUGACGAGCCUGGCGGCGUCGUCCCCUCCGCAAUCGCCUUCACUCUACACGAUGAGCCCCACCCACUCCCACCACGACGCCGACGGGGUUUCCAUCGUCGGAUCCUCCCCUGGCGCAUCCCCUUUGCACCCCAACUACCACCACCACCGCUACGCUAGCUCCCCUAUCCAACAUUUCCGCGAUUCCUCCGCCUCCUCUUGGCGCAAGAUCCACAACCACCAUCAGCACGCACACUAUCACCACGGUGCCGCCUCCUCCGAUUGCUCCGAGUCAGAUGACGACGACGAUGACGGAGACGGCGGCGUCGGCGGAGGCGGAGACCCCCUACCGGUUCACUGCUACGCGGCCUGGUUCGCCCUGGGAUCCAUCCUCCUCUUUACCCUCUUCUCCCUCGUACUCUGGGGCGCCAGCAAGUCCUACAAGCCCGCGGUUUUCGUCAAGGUCCGAACCACCCCGAGUCAAUCCCUAGUCGCAUCGGAACACUUCGCCCCGUCACUACACACUGUCUUCUUCUCCGUUUUGCAGGGCGUGGUGUUCCAGAGCUACCAUCUCCAAGCGGGAACGGACGUCACCGGGGUGUCCACCAAGAUGCUCUCCAUCAACUCGACGGUCAGCAUUGCGUUUCGUAAUCAGGCCACGUUCUUUAGCGUCCACACGUCAUCCACGCCCCUGGUGAUGUACUAUUCGGAGCUCAAGAUCGCCUCCGGAUACAUGGAGGAGUUCAAUCUGUCCCGAAAGCGCGGGCGCGUGGUGGUCGUGGCGGUAGGCGGCAGACAGAUGCCGCUCUAUGGCGGGGGCUCGAGCCUGGAAAGCCAGGCCGAGGAAGGCGGCGCCCCCACGGUGGUGCCGCUGGAGCUAUCCUUCACGGUCCGGUCACGGGCGCACCUCCUCGGUCACCUGGUCACGUCCGAGUUCUACCGCCAUGUUCGGUGCUCCCUCGCCCUCCGCGAGGAACGCCUCGGCGAGCCCCUCGACCUCGCCGACGACUGCCAGUACGGUGACGGGUGA